Molecule: messenger RNA, 3542 nt
Organism: Zingiber officinale
Lineage: Eukaryota; Viridiplantae; Streptophyta; Magnoliopsida; Zingiberales; Zingiberaceae
Exons: 18
Coding region: 520-3321 (933 amino acids)
Biological process (GO): transcription initiation at RNA polymerase III promoter
Cellular component (GO): transcription factor TFIIIC complex
Molecular function (GO): protein binding; histone acetyltransferase activity
Source: RefSeq, a predicted model, not a curated record
AUUAUUUUCUCUCUCUCCUUUUCUCUGAACAAAACCUUUUCGCCUAUUUGGGCCUCCUAUCCGACCGCCGCUCCUCGUCAUCGUCUUCCUCUUGCUCGGCGUGGCCUGUGGAAACCGUUCGUCCAGGUUUGAUCGGCGGUGCGUCGGGACCCUACAGCAGAGACCUACUCCUUCUCGUUCUCUCUAUCUCUGUCCCUCUCUUUACUGUUACUUCCACCUGUUCGUAUCCGCCCUCAUCGACGCGCUGCGCCGCGGCACGCGACGUUCUCCUGCUUUCGCCCUCGGGGUUUUGUAAAAUACAACUUCGCCUUCAUCCGGUUCGUCAUCAGCGCUUCCUAGGAACCGAGCAGCACUGCCCCACCACUGGCAACAGUUGAAGCUGCCAUAUUGAAGACGGGAACCUCCGGGAGGACAAUCCACCGUAUCUCGACCCCGAGGCCCGUGUAUUUGGUCCUGGAUCCAAGCACGUAACAGGCUACACAUCCCCUUGUGCCUCUGGUAGAGCCCAAGGUAUGAGCAAUGGCUUCUCAUUGGCAGGCUAUCCCUCUGGUUUCUUCACCAUCAUAUCCAAACUCCAUUGCUUGGUCAAGCGAGAACUUGGUGGCUAUUGCUUGUGGUCACAUUAUUACGAUAUUGAAUCCUGCUUUGCUUGUUGGCCCAAGAGGAAUGAUCACUCUCCAACCCAGCAUUCCGUUUAAUAUCGGGAUUGUUAAAAGAGAAGAAUGCUGUGAAUUGUAUGUCUCUAUUGCAGCCAAUCAUCAGACAGGAUACUUGAGUUGUGACCUUUUGACUCCCUGUUUGUUCACCACUUGCAUAUCACGGGAUACCCGUCCAUGUGCUCGGUCCAUCUCAUGGUCUCAACCUGGGUUUGCUUCUAAUUCAGGAUGUUUGUUAGCUGUCUGCACUACUGAUGGUCGUGUAAAGCUGUAUCGACCACCAUCCUGUGAAUUUAAAGCUGAGUGGGUGGAGGUUGUUGAUAUAUCCAACUUGCUAUGUGAUUACCUUACAAGGACAAAUUUUGGUGAACCAAAUUUGCCUACAACAUCAUUUUCUGAAUUUCCUCUUGCAGUUAUACUUCCUCAGAAAGAAACAAUUAAGGGCACCAAAUUGGGGAAAAGGCGUAUCAAGUCCCAAGGUUCCAGCAAAGAUCCUGUAUGCAAAAGAAGUGAGAGCAUUAAAAAAGAAAUAUCACAAAGAAAGGUACUCACCCAUGGUACAAAUGCAGAGAGCUCACAAAAACAUGAAUUGCUCAGAUGGGAAGAUACAACAGCUGCAAAUGAAGCUAUUCCUAAUACUAACAAUCUUGUUAAUGCUCAUUCCAACAUUAAUCAAGUUUCUUCAAAUGAGGUUGUUGGUGUCGACUCCAAGAGUGCUAUGGUGGUGAGUGCUCAAGUUUCUCCAAUAUCAGAAAGUCUGCUUGCAUCAGACAUGGAAAUUGGCCUGCCCCUGAUUAGCCCAGAGCAAUAUGCUUCUCGUAGUGCAUUGAUGUCAUCCCUUAUUGUAUCUUGGUCCCCAGUAUUGCAGUCAUCUCAAGUCCAGCCCGGGUCUUGCAACAGAUGCGUGAUACUUGCUGUAGGUGGAAAGUCUGGUAAUAUCUCUUUUUGGAGAAUUGGUCAACCAGAAUGCUACACCAUUGAGCAUGACAGAGUAUUUGUUGAUCCAAUGCUUAUUGGACUUUUUCCGGCGCAUAACUCCUGGAUCACCACAAUAACUUGGGGAUUGUUUGCAUCAUGUUCCUCAAUUUCCCAGUUAAUAUUGGUCACUGGGGGUUCUGAUGGCAGUGUAAAGAUAUGGUCAGCACAUAUUGAAGACCUGGUCAGUUCCUCGGAGGUCAAUACUUCUCCAUUUUCCUUAAUAAACGAGUUGACAGUAUCUCUGCCUGUCCCAAUUUCCCUAAUUUCUUUGGCUGUGCCAAAACAAUCUCAAGGAACAAUUGUUUUAGCAAUUGGGAAAGGUUCUGGAACGCUUGAAGUAUGGAUAUGCCAUGACUUAUGCAGAAAACUAAAAAGUGUUGGUUCUUAUAAUGCUCAUGACCAAGUGGUGACAGGUCUAGCUUGGGCAUAUGAUGGUUGUUGUUUAUACAGUUGCAGCCAGGAUAAUUCUAUCCAAAGCUGGGUCUUACAUGGAGACGCUCUUUAUAAAGUUGACUUCCCCUCUAAAUUUCCUGGGUUCAAAAACUCGAUCAAUCUAUUACAAGUAUCUGAUCUGUGCUUUGGUCUUGCACUGUCUCCUGGAGGACUAAUGAUUGCUGCGGUUCGAAGUUUUGACUCCCUUCUUCUGAACCAAAUGUAUCAGGCAAGGACUCAGAAGGCAGUUGUUGAGUUUUUCUGGAUUGGUGGACAGUCUUAUGAAAUUUCACCUGACAAAACUCUCGAAUCCUCUGAUGUAUUGUCCGAGCGAGAUCUAUUGAGAUGGGGAUCAAAUAUCUUACACUGUUUCCUGACUUUUGAAGAUGCACAUGAGCCACUUGUUAUCUGGGACAUCAUUUCGGCAUUAUUAGAAUUUGAUAAAUAUAAUCCACAAUUCGUCGAUAAUUUACUCUUGAAAUGGAUCACUAGCUUGUUUUCAGGAUGUCCAUCUGGUGCUUCCAUUGACAAGGUCUUGUUUCACUUUCAAAGUAAUCUGUCUGAUAUUAGUUCUCGCAGAAUUUGCCUUCUGAACAUCAUCUGUAGAAGACUAAUGCUAACCAAGGGCAAUGGAUCCAAAAACAAUGAGAAAUUUCAUAUAUGGAAUAAGUUGCUCAUUAACAAUGAAUCAGAACUCCAGCAAAGGCUUGUGGCUUUCACUUUGGGGGCUGUUCGAAGUCAUGCUACUUGUUUGUCUGAUGUAUUUUCAGCUAAAACUUGGUUCCCACAAGGUGUAGCACAAAUGAUGUGCUGGGUUCUUUUAAAUGCUGAACUGGUACAUAAUCAGCUAAAUGUUCUUGGAUCUGAACUUAAAGCAGUUGGAAGCAGGAUCAAUUCCUUCUGUGACUACACAGAAGAGACGUGCUCUUUCUGCUCCAGCCGGGUACCCUUCGAAUCACUCGACAUUGCUUGGUGCGAGGGUGACAGCAUCUCAAACGAAAAACACAAAUUACUAAGGUGCAUGGUUUCACUGAAGCUGUGUUCUAUUGAUGUUCCAAUGUGGUUUUGCAUGUGUUGCCGACGGUGGGCAGCUAACUUAUUGCCAGAUACCUUCUUCACCUUCAUGAUACCCAAGUCUGGUGUGGAAUACAAAGAACCAUUGGUGAUGAAUCCUCUACGACCAUUGUGUCCAUUUUGUGGAAUAUUACUGCAGAGAUCAAUGCCGGAGUUCUUGCCAUCAUCAUCCCCAGUUUAAAUUAAAAUUUAUUUAUUUUAUUUGUUUCACCACUUUGGAAGUGCGAGCUACUGUUCUUUCUCAUCACAUGUAAUUAAUUUGUGUAAUUUGGUCGUUUUGUAUGGAUCAACAAUUAGCAUAAUUUUAGUCUGCUGAUUGUGGCAUCCAAAUAGUGUCAAUUAAACUCAUUUCCUAGUAAUUUUAGUCUUUCGAAUGGUUGUCAACUCCAUCAAAGUCAAAAA